UUUAGACGCUAUACUCCCGGUAGACGACUUAAGUAAACAGUGAAAGUUGUUUCUCAAAUUUGUGUAUAGCAUGGCAGCCUCAAUAAGAGAGCUUAAUAAUCUAGAAGAUUGGGAGAAGGAAUGGAAUAAUUUUGAAAAUACUUUAAAUAAAUUAAAAGAAGUUGAGUAUGAGAAGCUAAUGAAGUUAAUGGAUGAAUACCACAAUGCACAAACUAAACUAAAGAAAAAUGUAGAAUUUCAAACUAAAAAUCUUAAAGCAUUUAGUGUAUCAUUGAAGAGUAUUAGUAAAAAUGUUGGCAAUUCUAAGAACAAAGAAAAAUUGAUGAUAAUGUCAUCAAAAAUGGAAAAAGCUAAUGACUGUUUUAGAGAAUUACGACAAGCUCUUCCAAAAACUGCUGGCUGGUUUCUGAGAGCUUGUAUUGGUGAAAUAAAUGUUUCAUUAUUUUGGGAUAAGAAUCAUUAUAAAGAAGUGUAUGAACGUUUUAAACUACGAACAAUGAUCUUUGCAUUUAUCCUUGGUUUAUUGAAUAUUUUUUUCCUUCCUUCAAAAUUUUUUGAUUCCUUAUUCAAUGCCAUAUUAGUAUGGUAUUACAGUUCAUUAACUUUGCAAGAACAGAUUCUCCGAGCUAAUGGAUCAAGAAUUAAGGGAUGGUAUGUAACUCAUCAUUAUUUAUCAAUACUUGUUUCUGGUUUUUUAUUAAUUUGGCCAGCGAGUGUUACCUAUCAAUUAUUUCGAACACAGUUUUAUAUCUUUGUACUUUAUCUGAGCUUUGUUCAAAUUCUUCAGUACUAUUACCAACAGGGUAUUUUGUAUCGUCAAAGAGCUUUAGGACGUGCUACAAGUAUGGCUAUAACUGAAGAGGGUUUCAGAAAAUGGAUGUUACAAGGAUUGGGUUUCAUUGUACCAUUUUUAAUUGUUGGCUAUAUCUUUCAAUUUUACAAUUCUUACACUUUGUAUAUGUUAAGUCGACAUCCAAAAUGCAAAGAAUGGCAGGUGCUGGCUUCUUCUAUAUUGUUCUUUCUACUUGCUGUCGGUAACUCGUGUACACUUUUUAUUGUUAUUCGGCAGAAGAUCACAGCGGUUGCUAAACUUCCUUGCGGAUAAAAGAUUUUCAAUUAAUUUUGAAUAAACUUAGAUUUUUAUUUA
Molecule: messenger RNA, 1147 nt
Organism: Hydra vulgaris (swiftwater hydra)
Lineage: Eukaryota; Metazoa; Cnidaria; Hydrozoa; Anthoathecata; Hydridae
Product: ion channel TACAN
Cellular component (GO): membrane
Source: RefSeq, a predicted model, not a curated record